AUGUUCUCAUACUUACUUCUUACCGCCAUCUCUGUCCUAAUCCAAGGAGCAUUCACCGCUCCUGGGGAGCUCAUUGAUCGUCAAGGAGGCUACUACUACUCCUUCUGGUCCGAGGGUGGCGGUAAUUUCCGCUGCACCAACGGCGCAGGAGGCCAAUACAGCGCUACCUGGUCGGGAACAGGCGGCUUCGUAUGUGGCAAGGGAUGGAGUCCCGGCGGAUCAAGGCAAGUCAGCCCAUCCGGCAACUACUCCCCCACUGGUCCCGGCUACCUCGCCGUCUACGGCUGGACCCGCAACCCGCUAAUCGAGUACUACAUCGUCGAAUCACAUGGUGACUUAAGUCCAGGCGAACCAUGGACAGCGAAGGGGAACUUCACGUUCGAGGAGGGAACGUACGAGCUAUACACGAGCACGCGCGUCAAUAAGCCUUCAAUUGUGGGCACGGCGACCUUUCAGCAGUACUGGUCAGUGCGUACGGAGAAGCGCGUUAAUGGGACGGUUACUACGGGGAGACACUUUACUGAGUGGGCGAAUGUUGGACUCAGGUUGGGGUCCCAUGAUUAUAUGAUUCUGGCUACGGAGGGGUACACCGCUACGGGGGGCAAUGGGAGUAGUGGGACGGCUAGUAUUACUGUGACAUAG
Molecule: messenger RNA, 642 nt
Organism: Pseudomassariella vexata
Lineage: Eukaryota; Fungi; Ascomycota; Sordariomycetes; Amphisphaeriales; Pseudomassariaceae
Product: concanavalin A-like lectin/glucanase domain-containing protein
Exons: 2
Coding region: 1-642 (213 amino acids)
Biological process (GO): xylan catabolic process
Molecular function (GO): hydrolase activity, hydrolyzing O-glycosyl compounds
Source: RefSeq, a predicted model, not a curated record